AUGGCAGCAGCUCACGCGGACUGUUCCGGCCAGGAGGAGACGAUGGCAACUUUUCACCCGACUUUGUGGGGAGAUUACUUCCUUACACACCAGCCACAAUCUUCAGGGCAGCAACCUCAGAUGAGAGAAAGAAUGGAAGUUUUAUUGGAGCAAGUAAGAACAGUAAUAAAAGAGUCAAAUGGAAUACAAAAUGUAAUGGAGCUUAUACUCUCGCUUGAACGACUUGGCUUGGACUACCACUAUGAGAAUGAGAUCGGGGAACUACUAGAUGUCGUUUUGAACUCUGAUUAUGAUGAUAAUAAUCUACAGUUGGUUUCACUUCGAUUUUAUCUUUUGCGGAAAAAUAGAUAUGAUGUCUCAUCUGAUGUAUUCAAUAAAUUUCAAGACAGAGAAGGAGAUUUCUUUGAAUCCGAUACAAAUAGUUUAUUGAGCUUAUAUAGUGCAGCACAUAUGAGGACCAAGGGAGAGCAAGUACUUGACAAGGCAAUCUAUUUCACUAAAAAACACCUCCUUGGUGCGUUAGUACAUUUGGAAUCACCGUUUGUAGAGGAAGUGUCUUCUGCACUUCUUACACCUCCUUUUAGAAGGGUUAGGAUAUUAGAAGCAAGAAGCUACAUACCUUGUUAUGAAAAAGAGGCUACACGAAAUGAAGCCAUAUUGGAGCUUGCAAAAUUGAAUUUUAAUAUUCUGCAACUUCAUUUCUGUGAGGAGUUAAAAGAGGUCACCUUGUGGUGGCAGAAACUCAAAGUCGGGCCAAAUUUGAGUUUCAUAAGAGACAGAAUAGUAGAAACUUAUUUUUGGAUAAAUGGAACUAGCUACAAUCGCAAAUAUUCUUAUUCUCGUAUUAUAGCAACAAAGAUCACUGCUUUCAUGACUAUAAUAGAUGACAUAUUGGACACCUAUGGUAGUACUGAAGAGAGCAUGCAACUUGCAGAAGCAAUUAAUAGGUGGGAUGAAGGUGCAGUAGAUGUGCUUCCAGAAUACAUGAAGGAUAUCUACUUAUAUUUGUUGGAAACAUUUCAUUCUUUUGAGGAGCAUUUAGGACCUGAGAAGAGCUAUCGUGUGGUUUAUCUUAAAGAAUCGUUCAAGAAAUUAGUUCAAGCAUACACCGCUGAACUAAAAUGGCGUGAUGAAAAAUAUGUGCCGAAGAAAAUUAGCGAACAUCUUGAAGUUUCAACGAUAAGUAUUGGUACAGCUGUGGUAGCAUGUGCUUUUUUCGUUGGCAUGGAUGACAUAAAUGCGGAGACUUUCAAUUGGCUUUCUAGCGAGACAAAACUUCUCAAGUCUUUUGCUAUAUUUGUACGGCUCACGAACGACAUGGCAUCAACAGAGCGUGAGCAACAAGGGGUCCACUGUGCAUCUACUAUCCAAUCUUACAUGAAGGAGCAUGAGACGACAAAAUAUGACGCAUGUGAAAAGAUAAAGGAACUUAUUGAGAAUUCAUGGAAUGAUAUAUUAAAACAUUAUUUGGAAUUGAUAGAUCAACCAAUGGUUGUGCCACAAAUUAUACUUGACCUUUCAAGAACUGUGGAUAACAUGUACAAGCAUACCGACGCAUACACUAAUUCAGAGACGAUCAAGGAUACUAUAAGAAUGCUUUUUGUUGACCCAAUGGAAUAG
This is a messenger RNA of Aegilops tauschii subsp. strangulata, 1620 nucleotides long. Its product is annotated as beta-sesquiphellandrene synthase-like. Gene Ontology annotation, molecular function: terpene synthase activity; magnesium ion binding. The record is from RefSeq and is a predicted model, not a curated record. Gene Ontology annotation, biological process: diterpenoid biosynthetic process. Lineage: Eukaryota; Viridiplantae; Streptophyta; Magnoliopsida; Poales; Poaceae.